AUUCACUUUAAAAGUAAUUGUUUGAACAAGUUUUGCAUUAAUCUAGAUCGGAGUGAAUUAUGUUAAUAGAAGGGCGAAUCAGAAAAUUCAAUCGGAUUCAAUUUAUACUGCAUCUGCUUGUGCAUGUUUGCAGUUAUGAUAUUCAAAAACACGUCAGUUCAUUUUCGCAAUUGCACAAUGCAGAGAUACUAAAAAUGAAAAAUCAAAUAAGAAAGAUACUUAACAUGACUAAUGAGAACAAUAGACUUGAUAAUUAUAUAUUAUCACUAUUCAACGUAGAAAAUGCAAACCCAACAUAUGUGUUUCUACUUCCCAGUGGAGAUAAGAAAACAAUCAAGAAACUUAUCUAUCAAAAAAGUGAUUUUUUGGAGGCUGAAUUCCCAAACGUGACAGCAAUAAACAAAUUCAAACGAAGUUUGAACCAUACCCUGAAUGUAUAUAGUGAAAAUAAUAACGAACAUACAGAACAAGAGAUUAGAGCAUUCACAGAAACAGAUGAUAACUCUGAUACGGAUAAUAACAUGUCAGAGAUAGUGGAAGAAAAUAUCCGAACAGAGCGUAAUUUUAUCAAGUUCAUGGAUGAUCUCAACGAAGACCUUGAAGAGGAAUUGAAACGACAAAUUUUGAAACACAAACACUCAGUGCACGGUGCAACAUUUAAACAUACUACGUUAUUCACCCCAUAUACUUAUGUGAAUACACAAACCGUGAGCUGGAGCGAUCUUGGUCUUGAGGGAUGGAGUGGUGGUUUAAGAGAUGUAACAGGACACCUUUUCGAACAUCCUGUUUUAGAAAGACCAAAAACCAAACCUGUUUCUUCUGACCCCUUCGUUAGUAUCCAAGCAAGUUUUAAUCCUGUCCGAUUUCUCAAAGAACCUACUGUCACCAAAUCAGUAAUCACAAUUAGUUCCAGCAAUAACACAAGCAGCUCAACUGUGCCUCAGCGGCAUAAGAAUCCUGCGCUUCUUCUUACCCAGGAUAUUGAACAAAAAUUGGAGGACAUUUUAAACCGUACGAGAACCAGUACAGGAAAAGCCCCACGAUGGCCAGUAACCAACAGUCGUGAUGCUCAUCGCGACGAGGACGUAUUUAUAGCGCGGGCUAAUGAUCCUUUUGGGCACUCAACUAAAUGGCGUUGGAGCAAUGAAACGGAUAAAACAGAACGAAAAGCUAUUGAUUUCGUUAGAACUAGAGAUGGGCGCUCGAAGCGCGGUGUGUACAAUCUCUAUUCGAUGAUUAAAUGUUCCACGGGAUGUGAUCCAAUCAUCUACAAAGGCUACGGAUGUUUCUGCGGAUUUCUUGGAUCAGGAAAAGCCCUGGAUGGUAUUGACAAAUGUUGCAAAAUGCAUGACUACUGUUAUUCUAGGGCAAAUUGUCCUAUGUUCUUGGAAUAUUUUGUACCAUAUCUGUGGAAAUGUUAUCGUGGACGACCGCUGUGUGCCAUAGAUCAUGGAGAAUGGGGUGGUCCUAAUUCAUGCGCAACACGCUUAUGCCAUUGUGACCUUUCGCUGUCGAAGUGCUUGCGACGAUACCACUGUCCAAGGAAACGAAACGUUUGCACAACAUCACCAUUGAGACUACUGCAAAAUUUAGUGAUGGUUUUCUAAACAAUAGUCUAACCAAUUCAUCUUAGGCGGAUCUCACACGCAUAGAAAUACUUUCCAGAUUUGGAUUGUCGAAAUUUUCUUCGUUUCAUCAAUUCGGGUACUGCCGUUCUACGCAAAAUUGUUUCAUGUCUUAUGAGAUAGAUAGAGCAAUUCAUUGUUCAGUUGAGUGCUCUUAUGAACCAUCGAUGUAUUAAUCAAUAAAACAAACCAAAAAAAAAGAAUGAAGGUAGUUUUGUAGAUCUUACGCAGGACAGGGUAUGCCAAGUACAAAUAACUAGGAGUAAAAUACGUUUUAAGAU
Molecule: messenger RNA, 1906 nt
Organism: Malaya genurostris
Lineage: Eukaryota; Metazoa; Arthropoda; Insecta; Diptera; Culicidae
Exons: 5
Coding region: 60-1607 (515 amino acids)
Biological process (GO): lipid catabolic process; phospholipid metabolic process; arachidonate secretion
Molecular function (GO): A2-type glycerophospholipase activity; calcium ion binding
Source: RefSeq, a predicted model, not a curated record